Messenger RNA from Thelazia callipaeda (thelaziosis nematode), 1683 nucleotides. Lineage: Eukaryota; Metazoa; Nematoda; Chromadorea; Rhabditida; Thelaziidae. The record is from the annotation of a GenBank genome assembly.
AUGCCUCAAAUAAUUGCUCAGUCAUAUAAUAGGGAUAUUAGUGACGAUGAGGGAAAACUGAGGAUUUCAAAAUCUGGUUAUUAUGAGCAACAAAGAUUAGCAAAACAAAAAUUUAAUGCAGUAAUUAUUGAUCAACAUGAUAGCGAUGGUGAUUCAGAGCCUUUACUUCGCCCACGUCUGAAAACUGAAAAAGAAAAACAUUAUGGUUAUGAGAAGAGAUUGUCGGAAUUUUUAGCAAAAAAUGAGGAAAUUAAAUAUCACGAUUGGUUACGGGGACAAGAAAUUGAAGGUAUACCUGACGUAGAAGAACUGAAAGGACUUAAAGAAGCAUGGAAUGAUAAAAAUCUAGACGAAAGUGAAAGGUUUCUGCGGGAUUAUUUAUUGAACAAACAAGUUCCAUCUUAUGACGAAAUUGUGAAUCUCGAAGAAGAUGAAGAAGAGUUUGAGCGAGAAAAUGAAUUCGAGCGAAAAUAUAAUUUUCGCUACGAAGAACCUGAUAUAGAUUUUAUUAGACAAUAUCCACGCACAAUUAAGCAGUCGUUGCGGAAAAAGAAUGAACGUCGAAAACAAAAAAGAGAGUCUUAUAGGGAACGCAAGAAAAUGGAAAAACAAGCCAGAAAGGAUGAGAUUAAGGAGUUAAGAGCCUUAAGAAAAGCAGAAAUUGAAGAGAAAUUGAAGAAGCUAAAGAAACUUACAGGAGAUGAUGAUCUACCGCUAAGCGUAGAUGAUUUAGAGGCAGAUUUUGAUCCGUUAGCUUACGAUAAGCGCAUGGAAGAAGUCUUCAAUUCCCAGUAUUAUGCGAAAAAUGUUGAAGAUGAAGAAAAACCUGUUUUCUCCAGUACUUCAGAUGGAUCAAGUGAUGAGUUUGAUUGCGACACUUUUGACGUUGGUGAGGGGAAAAAAAAAGAAGUCAAGCAGAAAAUUAAAGGUCAUGAUGAUGCUGAAAAUUGCAGUCAAAGCAAGCAAGCAAGUCCCAGAAAAAGAAAACGAAAUUCGCGUUUUUUGAAAGCUGUAUUUAAAAAAAAGCCAUUAUUUAGUUCAGGUGAAAAGUCGUUUGAAGAAUAUUUUAACGAAUAUUAUGGUCUGGAAUAUGAAGAUAUAAUUGCUGAUGGGUUGAUAACAAAAUUCAAAUAUCGUGAUGUAAUAGCCAAUAAUUUUGGACUUACAGUUGAUGAGUUGUUAAGUGCUGAUGAUCGGCAGUUAAAUGCUUGGGCCUCUUUGAAAAAAGCUACAGCUUAUCGUUCAGAAGCUGAAGAAUGGUACGAUGUGAAAGCUUACGAAAAGAAAGCCUUAAAUAUUGAAAAGAAAAAAAGGAUUUUCAGCACAGAUUUCGGAGGAAAGAAGUCUAAGAAACUGUCUGAGAAUAUUAGCAACGCAACCAGUAGUGUACAAACAAGUAAUAUAAAUAAAAAAAGAAAUAGACGAAAAAAAAAGCAUAUGAAAAGCAAUCACAAGUUGUUGUGUGCAGCUGUUCAGGAAACUAGCGUUGGAACAAAUAAAUCGAAGAUUGGUUCAGGAAGAAUUCAUAAAAAAAAUGAAAAUUAUGGCAAAUUUGAAGAGUUUAGCGCAGCAGUUGGCAUCGAUAAUGAUAGACUUCGUGCUUACGGCAUUAACCCCAAAAAAUAUAAAAGCAAAUUAUUCCAUCGUCAGUGGAAUUCCUUACGUAAAAAUGAGAAUCCGUGA